GCGCGCGCAACUUCUGGCCGGGCUUCUCUUUCCUUUGGCUGCCAGCUCCACCAUGGAGACCAUCCUGGAGCAGCAGCGGCGCUACCACGAAGAGCGGGAGCGGCUGAUGGACGUCAUGGUGAAGGAGAUGCUGACCCGGAAAACCACGCUUCGGGACCAAAUCAACUCGGACCACCGGACCCGCGCCAUGCAGGACCGCUACAUGGAAGUGAGCGGCAAUCUUCGUGACUUAUACGACGAUAAAGACGGGCUGCGGAAGGAGGAGCUCAGCGCCAUCUCGGGACCCAACGAGUUUGCCGAAUUUUACAACCGCCUCAAACAGAUCAAGGAGUUCCACCGGAAGCAUCCCAAUGAGAUCUGUGUGCCAAUGUCAGUGGAGUUUGAGGAGUUCCUCAAGGCCCGGGAGAACCCCAGUGAAGAGGCCCAGAACCUUGUAGAGUUUACCGAUGAAGAAGGAUACGGCCGCUAUUUGGACCUGCACGACUGUUAUCUCAAGUACAUUAACCUUAAGGCCUCAGAGAAACUGGACUACAUCACAUACUUGUCUACUUUUGACCAACUCUUUGACAUUCCCAAGGAUAGAAAAAAUGCAGAAUACAGAAGGUACUUGGAGAUGCUUCUGGAAUACCUUCAGGAUUACACAGACCGGGUGAAGCCGCUACUAGACCAGAAUGAGCUCUUUGGCAAAAUCCAAUUAGAGUUUGAGAAGAAAUGGGAUAAUGGCACAUUCCCUGGGUGGCCGAAAGAGACCAGCAGCGCCCUCACCCAUGCAGGGGCCCACCUGGAUCUCUCAGCCUUCUCUUCCUGGGAGGAACUGGCUUCCCUUGGAUUGGAUCGGCUGAAGUCUGCCCUGUUGGCGUUGGGUCUGAAGUGUGGGGGUACUUUAGAGGAACGUGCCCAGAGGCUGUUCAGCACCAAGGGAAAGUCUCUGGAAGCCCUUGACCCUUCCCUCUUUGCGAAGAACCCCAAGACAAAGGGAAGCAAGCGGGACACGGAGCGCAACAGGGACCUGGCUUUUCUUGAAGCUCAGAUCUACGAAUACGUGGAGACCCUGGGGGAGCAACGGCAGCUGACCCACGAGAACGUCCAGCGCAAACAGGCCCGGACUGGGGAGGAGCGGGAGGAGGAGGAGGAGGAGCAGAUCAGCGAGAGUGAGAGUGAGGAUGAGGAGAACGAGAUCAUCUACAACCCCAAGAACCUGCCCCUGGGAUGGGAUGGCAAGCCUAUCCCCUACUGGCUGUACAAGCUCCACGGCCUGAACAUCAACUAUAACUGUGAGAUCUGUGGGAACUACACGUACCGGGGUCCCAAGGCCUUCCAGCGGCACUUUGCAGAGUGGCGCCAUGCUCACGGGAUGCGGUGCCUGGGCAUCCCCAACACGGCUCACUUUGCCAAUGUCACACAGAUUGAGGAUGCUGUCUCCCUCUGGUCAAAGCUGAAACAGCAGAAGGCUUCAGAGCGGUGGCAGCCAGACACAGAGGAGGAAUAUGAAGAUUCCAGCGGGAAUGUGGUCAACAAGAAGACCUACGAAGACCUGAAGCGCCAAGGCCUGCUCUGAAGAAGGGUGGGCAAUUGUGGGUGCCCCUCCCCCUUCCUCAUUCCUCCCCUUUCUGUCCUGGCUUUCCUGCAUCCACCUGAGCUGAGCUGUCAGCCAUCCAGAGAGCAGGGCGGGGUCUCAGACAUUUCUUUGUAUGUAACAAAUUCGUAGAAAUAAACACUUGUUUUAAAGGCAGAAA
Anolis sagrei ordinatus is the source of this 1736-nucleotide messenger RNA. Lineage: Eukaryota; Metazoa; Chordata; Lepidosauria; Squamata; Anolidae. The record is from RefSeq and is a predicted model, not a curated record.